Messenger RNA from Photinus pyralis (common eastern firefly), 1552 nucleotides. Its product is annotated as gastrula zinc finger protein XlCGF46.1-like. The record is from RefSeq and is a predicted model, not a curated record. Gene Ontology annotation, cellular component: nucleus. Gene Ontology annotation, biological process: regulation of transcription by RNA polymerase II. The coding region runs from base 110 to 1369 and encodes 419 amino acids. Gene Ontology annotation, molecular function: DNA-binding transcription factor activity, RNA polymerase II-specific; RNA polymerase II transcription regulatory region sequence-specific DNA binding. NCBI's taxonomy places the organism in Eukaryota, Metazoa, Arthropoda, Insecta, Coleoptera, Lampyridae. The transcript has a single exon.
GAGCUUUGGGUGCCUAGACUGUGGUUUAUCUUUAUUGGAAAAAUUAUUUCCAGUAUUGUUUUAUCUCUUUUAUGUAAUAAAUGUAACACCUUCCUUGAUAACGUGAUUGAUGCUAGAUAUGGACGGAAAUGAUUUCGAGACACUCUUUAAAAUCGAACCAAAACAAGAAGAUGAUUUGGUUACAAUAAAGGAUGAAUUUACCAUCACUGCACAGUGCUCGAAAUCACUUGAUAAUGAAGAAGUACAACAUCAAACUGAUUGUGAAUGGAAUAUUAAAACUGAAAUUUCCAACGAUUUUAAAUGUGACUUUGGUCAAAACACAACAAGUAGUAAUUGUGAUGAUGAGCAACUGCUACAGUGUGCUAAUUAUGAUUACAAGACAAAUAACAAAAAAGUCUUUAAACGACACCUUUUAAAACAUACUGAUUCUAAAGAUUUUAAAUGUGGUCAUUGCAAUUAUGAGACAAAUAGCAAACGAUACUUUAAACAACACAGUUUACGACAUACCGGUUCUAAAGAUUUUAAAUGUGCUAAUUGUGACUACCAGACAUAUAACAAAUACUACUUUAAACAACACCUUUUAAAACAUGCCGAUUCUAAAGAUUUUAAAUGUGAUAAUUGUGAUUUCGAGACAAAUAACAAAUACCACUUUAAACAACACCUCUUAAAACAUACCAAUUCUAAAGACUUUAAAUGUGCUAAAUGUAAUUAUGAGACAAGCAACAAAUACUACUUUAAACAACACCUUUUAAAACAUAUCGGUUCUAAAAAUUUUAAAUGUGCUAAUUGUGAUUACGAAACAAACAACAAAUCCAAUUUUAAACAACACCUUUUAAAUCAUACCGAUUCUAAAAAUUUUAAAUGUGCUAACUGUGAUUACGAGACAAAUUACAAAACUAACCUUAAACAACACCUUUUAAAUCACACAGACUCUAAAAAUUUUAACUGUUCCAAUUGUGAUUACCAGACAAAUCAGAAAAACAACUUUAAACGACAUCUUUUAACACAUACCGAUUCUAAAGAUUUUAAAUGUGCUCAAUGUAAUUACGAGACAAGUAACAAGUACCACUUUAAACGGCACCUUUUGAGACAUACAGACGCUAAAGAUUUCAAAUGUCCUAAUUGUAGUUACGCGACAAGUAAUAAAUGCCACUUUAAACAACACCUCUUAAUACAUAAAGUGUCUAAAGAUUUUAAAUGUGCCAAUUGUAAUUACGAGACAAAUAACGAACGCUACUUUAAACAACACUUUUUAAAACACAAAGUUUCUGAAGGUUUGAAAUGUGCGCAUUGCGAUUAUGAGGCACAUAAAAAACUCUGUCUUAGACAACACCUUUUAAGGCACACAAACCGUUUUUUACAAUAUUAAUUAAGCAGUGUGUGUUAGCUAAAUGUUUGUGAAUGUGGUAACUUAUAAGUAUUGAUUAGAGAUAAUUCGGCUAAAUUAAAUUAUUUCGAGGAGUUAUUUAUGUAAUCCUGGACGUACAGAAUUGAUUAAACAUGUAAGCACACUAAGAAUCAAAUAAAGCACUUUGACAGACACAAAAGGUCA